Octopus sinensis (East Asian common octopus) is the source of this 1751-nucleotide messenger RNA. Its product is annotated as UPF0602 protein C4orf47 homolog. Gene Ontology annotation, cellular component: centrosome. The record is from RefSeq and is a predicted model, not a curated record. The transcript has 7 exons. Bases 727 to 1653 code for a protein of 308 amino acids. NCBI's taxonomy places the organism in Eukaryota, Metazoa, Mollusca, Cephalopoda, Octopoda, Octopodidae.
CAUAGGAAAAGAGAAAGAAAGAGAGAAUGAAAAUGAGAUAGAAAAGAAGCAAAAGAAACUUAUAGACGAAAGGCAACCGUACAGAUAGGAAGUGUAUAAACAAAAUAGAGAGGAGACGCGAAAAUAGAUUGAAAGAAAGAGGAAGCAUAAUAAAAUUAGAUUGCCAUAGGGAGAGGAAUAAAGUGAGGAAGGGAUAGAAAUAUAGUUGCUGUCAAGUGAAAUUCAGUAAUACAGUAACAUAAAAUUUUGUAAUAUUUUGUUGUAAGAGCUAUCAUAACUUUUACACCUUUUGAAUCGCAGCUAUCAUUAUUUUCCUCGUUGCUUCUCUCUUGUUCCUCUCUCUCACACACACACACACGCACACAUACAUAUAUACAUAUGUAUGUUAUAUACACUCACACAGAUUUGUUUGUACACGUAUAUAAGCGUCACACCAACUUUCUAGAUUGCCAUUCUACUCCUUGGUAACUGCCAAAACAAUAACACAUGUGACGAAGACCGGACAGGACAUUUCGAUUUCAAACCACAAGGAGAGUUUAUAAAAGAAAUCACAGAAAACUGAACAAGACUAAACAAGAAAAAAAUAAAAAGGAAAAAGUUUUGUAACAUAUGUUUUUUGCUUUUAUGUCAUCGAUUGCUCCUGUCCCAAUUUUUGAAGUUAGCAUUACUAGGAAAAAGAAAAAAACCUGCUUGUAGAAGACCGUUUCCGCUAAAAUUCUUUUAGUCAUGGAUAUGGACAGAAUUGGUUUGUUCUCUGAAAUGAGUUACAUCACUAUUGGUGAUACUUAUAAAGAACAUAGACCUGGUCCACGCAUAAAAGGUAAAAAUUUUUAUGUUCCUGGUGAGAAAAAAAUAUCUGCUACACAAGCUGGUUAUUUCACGGAAACAUUUUCCCGUGUCAUGGAUGGGGAAGCUUAUUGUGAUCCAGUAAGGUUGGCACGCCAAUACAGACAGAAAGAGUCUAAGAAAAAUCUGGGAAAGGAAUUCAUUCCAAGUAGUGGAUUUAAAACAUCUUGUGGAGUUGGUUCUUACUAUGGAACAAUUGGUGGUCCAGUUCCUGCUCUGAGUCCAACACCAAAGCCUGCACCACCCUUCAAACCAUCUUUAAGAAAUAUUUUCACGAAUCCACCAAAAAAAGGCACUGGUUAUGGCUAUGCUGAGGUUACACUCAAUCCUUAUCCAAAGUAUUUGUCUGAUCCUAUCUCAGAAUGUAAAGCUGACUAUAUGAAAGAAUAUAAGCAUCACAAGACGUUAAUGAAGAAUGGACCUUUUAGGUUAAACAUGCAUCCAGAGGACUAUUUUACAGUCAACCCUUUUAAAGUACCAUCGGGUAUUACCCUAUCAAAACACAAAACUGGUGAGGAGAAGCGGAAGCCUUUGAAACCCCUUAAACCUUUUAUUCCAAGCAGUGUGGGGCAAAAGGAUGGAGGCAUGAAGGCUGGUACAUUUGAUCAAUACCCAACACAUUCUGUGAAUGAAUAUGUCAAAGUGAAGGAAGGUCGACCUAUACAUGUUGUCAACAAAUCAGGAAAUGUGUUUGUGCCUCUCAAACAAGAAAAGUCUCGUCCGACCACUUCAAUUUUACAGCAAAAUAUACUAAAAACAAUGAAUAGUCAGAACUAUAAAACUAUUGAAUCAGUGAUGUCUUACUGAGGAAAGAAACACCACAAAGUUUGGCAUAAAUAAUGUUUCGAAAAGAAAAGCUUAUUUUCAAAGAAUGCAUUGUAAAUUCUUUUAGAAAUGAUUGCAAA